Metarhizium robertsii ARSEF 23 is the source of this 1854-nucleotide messenger RNA. RefSeq names its product Zn(II)2Cys6 transcription factor. The record is from RefSeq and is a predicted model, not a curated record. The coding region runs from base 1 to 1854 and encodes 617 amino acids. The transcript is spliced from 4 exons. Lineage: Eukaryota; Fungi; Ascomycota; Sordariomycetes; Hypocreales; Clavicipitaceae.
AUGCUUGCGAUGACCAAGAUCGCCCAACACUGGGACAGCAGCCACAAGAGGCAUUCUGAUGAUGUUUUGCGCCGCCUGCAGAGGCUGGAGCAGGCAGUUUUCAACCAGCCUCGUCAGUCACUAGAGCCGCCACAAGUGGAUAAAUCAAUUCCAAGAGUCCCGUCAAUAAGAUUCACCGCAUUCGGAAUCCAUCUGAUGAUCCCAAAGCCAGACGAAGCCGAGGAACAAAGGGUCUACAUGGAAAAUUUAGCCAACAAGCUACCUCCACAAGCUCAAGCAAGGCUCCUGCUUGAACACUUUGCGAAAACCUCCCACCCGAAUAGUUGUAUUCUACAUAUCCCAUCAUGCCGUACCUUGCUGGAGCAAACUUAUGAGAGCAUAUGCACGGGAGGAAUGCCUCCAGUCGAAAAUUUGCUGCUGCUGUUCGGCAUUUUUGCAGCGGCUGCAUUUCAUUGGUCCUCAGAACUUCUUCAGAGCCUCCACGCGACACGUGCGGAAGCAAAGGCUGCCCUUUUCGAAUAUCUUCGGGUAGGCGUGUCUAUUAUUGACAACACCGUGCGACCAAUCAUUCCAUCCACCAACGCCCUGGCAGCCAUGUGCAACCUACAUAAUGUGAUUACGCAUGCUCGAGGACUAUCAGACAACGAUGUGGCGUUGCGCAUGAAGUGUUACGGCAUGGCUCGCACCUUGCAAAUCGAUCGUCUUGAUACGGCAAAGAGUCGAGAAGAACGCAGACAAAAGGGGUGCAACAUGAUUGAGGUGGAAGUCCAGAGAAGGAUUUGGUGGAGUUUAGUGGGCAGCGAUUGGCUGAACUCGUUUUCAGGCGGGCCAAACGACGGCGCGUACUUUCUCCAACCCAAACACAUGAACGUCCGGCUUCCGGCAAACGUGGAUGACAAGGAUGUUACGGCGGACAUGGUGGAGAAGGAUAUUCCCCUUACCAAACCUUCGGGUAUGAGCGGAUUUAUUCACCGUGUCAAGAUAUCUCAAAUUUGCCGAGAAGUUGUUGACGCUCUGCCGUCACAAUUUCAUGACGCUGACGAAAGAAGCUACAACACGAUUUUACAAAUGGACAAGAAAUUUCGUACCUUUCUAGAGGAGCUCCCAGUUUACUUUCGGUUGGACCCCGAAAGUAUAGAACGGUCCAAGGAUAUUUGCAGAGAGCGUCCAAUCAUUGCACUGCAGCGAGUUGGCGUCAACUUCAGCAUACGCAUACGACUAUGCCGUCUUCAUAGACCGUACCAUCUGGAAGGCCUAACAAAUUCAACAUAUGCAUAUUCCCACAAAGCUUGCAUCCAGGAAGCGCAAAAGGUGCUUGAUCUGCGUCGUGCGAUGGACGAAUGUGGCUCCCCGCUGGGGAUGAAUCCGGCUCGUUCCUGGAUUGUAAUGCAGCACGUUUCCAUCGCGGCGCUUAUUCUCGCCACAGAUGUGUCUUUCAACCCGCUAGCACGAGAUGCAGAGCAGAGGAAAGCCAAAGUACUUGCUACGUGUGAGCUUCUGGAAAAGUCGAUGGAAGAUUCCGAAUCCAUCAUGGAGGGUGUUCAGCGCAAUGUGCAAGUUCUCGUAUCGACGCUGCAGAAACAACGGUCUCAGAGCGCAAGUCGACAUGAACCUUCUGCAUCUUUGUACACAGCGUCCGGUAUGGAGCAAUUGAGGGACGCCGCCAUGGCGGAUGCUGAUGAUGAUACGGUGGCGAAUUUUGUAGGCAGCACGGAUAGGAACAAUGGCUUUCUGGAUGAUUUGAACGAGGAUCAGACGGAUUGGGAUCAGCUCUGGAAGGACUUUAUUGCGAUAGCGCCGGAGUUGGACGUGGCGCAUUGGGACCUUUUGUUUGAAGAUGUGCAGCCGGCAUAG